UAGAGUGAAUGUGGAAGGUGAGUUGCUGCGAACCACCGUUUCUCCUCCUGCUAAAGGAACCCGAUGGAACUGCUGGAUCUGUGGAUGGACUGGAGGAUGGAGGACGAGGCAGUACUGGAUAGAGGGGCUUCCUUCCUUAAACACGUAUGUGAUGAAGAAGAAGUGGAAGGUCAUCACACUAUUUACAUUGGGGUCCACGUGCCGAAGAGCUAUAGGAGAAGGAGGCGUCAUAGAAGAAGACCUGGGCACAAAGAAAAGAAGGAAAAGGAGAAAAUCUCUGAGAACUACUCCGACAAAUCAGACGUAGAAAACACCGAUGAGACAAGCAGCAGCAUCCUUAAACCGCUCAUCUCCCCCGCUGCCGAACGCAUCCGUUUCAUCCUCGGAGAGGAAGAUGACAGCCCGGCGCCCCCGCAGCUCUUCACGGAGCUGGAUGAACUUCUGGCCGUCGACGGACAGGAGAUGGAAUGGAAGGAGACUGCAAGGUGGAUCAAGUUUGAGGAGAAGGUAGAACAAGGUGGGGAGCGAUGGAGCAAACCUCACGUGGCCACCUUGUCCCUGCACAGCUUGUUUGAGUUGAGGACCUGUAUAGAGAAAGGCUCAAUAAUGCUGGAUAUGGAGGCCUCUUCUCUCCCGCAGGUGGUGGAAAUGAUCGUUGACAAUCAGAUCGAGACGGGGCUUUUGAAAUCAGAACUGAAGGACAAAGUCACCUACACGCUGCUCAGGAAGCACCGGCACCAGACCAAGAAAUCCAACCUGCGCUCUCUGGCCGACAUUGGAAAGACCGUCUCCAGUGCAAGUAGGAUGUUUACCAACCCCGAUAAUGGCAGCCCAGCCAUGACUCACAGAAACCUGACUUCCACCAGUCUGAAUGACAUCUCUGACAAGCCUGAGAAAGAUCAGCUGAAGAAUAAAUUCAUGAAGAAAUUGCCCCGUGAUGCUGAGGCCUCCAACGUGCUGGUGGGGGAGGUAGACUUCCUGGAGAGUCCUUUCAUUGCCUUCGUCCGGCUGCAGCAGGCGGUCAUGUUGGGUGCUCUGACUGAAGUCCCCGUACCUACCCGAUUUCUCUUCAUUCUGCUGGGACCAAAGGGCAAAGCAAAGUCCUAUCAUGAGAUCGGCCGAGCCAUCGCCACUCUGAUGUCGGAUGAGGUAUUCCAUGACAUUGCCUAUAAAGCCAAGGACCGGCAGGACCUGAUCGCUGGCAUCGAUGAGUUUCUGGAUGAAGUCAUUGUGCUCCCCCCUGGGGAAUGGGAUCCAGCCAUUAGGAUAGAGCCCCCCAAGUCUCUUCCUUCUUCAGAUAAAAGGAAAAACAUGUACUCCGGUGGAGAAAAUCUACAGAUGAAUGGAGACACGCCUCAUGAUGGAGGACACGGGGGCGGGGGCCACGGGGACUGCGAAGAACUGCAACGAACUGGCAGAUUCUGUGGUGGCUUAAUCAAAGACAUAAAGAGGAAAGCACCGUUCUUCGCCAGCGACUUCUACGAUGCUUUAAAUAUUCAAGCCCUUUCAGCCGUUCUUUUCAUCUACCUGGCCACAGUGACCAAUGCUAUCACUUUUGGAGGAUUGCUCGGUGACGCUACGGAAAACAUGCAGGGUGUGUUGGAGAGCUUUCUGGGCACAGCGGUCACCGGUGCGAUAUUUUGCCUUUUUGCUGGUCAGCCACUCAUAAUUUUGAGCAGCACAGGACCUGUCCUUGUCUUUGAACGGCUUCUCUUUAAUUUCAGCAAAGACAAUGAUUUUGACUACCUGGAGUUUCGUCUCUGGAUCGGCCUUUGGUCAGCCUUCCAGUGUCUCAUUCUCGUCGCUACCGAUGCCAGCUUCCUGGUCAAGUACUUCACCCGCUUCACCGAAGAAGGUUUUUCCUCCCUUAUUAGCUUCAUCUUCAUCUACGAUGCUUUCAAGAAGAUGAUUAAGCUGGCAGAUCAUUACCCGAUCAACUCCGAGUUCAAGGUGGACUAUAUCACGCAUUACUCUUGUGCCUGUGAACCAUUAGAUCCAGUUAAUAGCUCGUUGUUUAACGGGACGACGGUGCCGUCAAUCGAUGAGCUGUUCUAUUCCUCUGCUGAGAGGUACAACACCACCAUUGACUGGUCAUCUCUGACAACGAAGGAGUGCUUGAAAUACGGAGGACAACUUGUGGGCAACAACUGCAGCUACGUCCCUGACAUCACCCUCAUGUCUUUCAUCCUCUUUUUUGGCACUUACACCUGCUCCAUGGCCCUGAAGAAGUUCAAGACCAGCCGCUAUUUUCCAACCACUGCCCGGAAGCUCAUCAGUGACUUUGCCAUUAUCUUGUCCAUUUUGAUUUUCUGUGGAAUAGAUGCCCUGGUAGGUGUGGACACACCAAAACUAAUUGUGCCAAGUGAAUUCAAGCCAACCAGUCCCGAGAGGGGUUGGUUUAUCCCACCUUUUGGAGGGAACCCGUGGUGGGUGUACCUGGCAGCAGCCAUCCCUGCACUACUGGUGACUAUCCUCAUCUUCAUGGACCAGCAAAUCACAGCCGUCAUCGUCAACAGGAAGGAGCACAAGCUCAAGAAAGGUGCUGGAUAUCAUCUGGAUUUGUUCUGGGUGGCCAUUCUGAUGAUCAUAUGCUCCUUUAUGGGUCUGCCCUGGUACGUUGCUGCUACCGUGAUCUCCAUUGCUCAUAUUGACAGCUUGAAGAUGGAGACGGAAACUUCAGCCCCUGGAGAACAGCCCAAGUUUUUGGGAGUGAGGGAGCAGAGAGUCACCGGAUUCAUCGUUUUCAUUCUGACAGGUGUGUCUGUCUUUAUGGCUCCCAUCCUCAAGUUCAUUCCCAUGCCUGUGCUCUACGGCGUCUUCCUCUACAUGGGUGUCGCUUCCCUCAAUGGCGUGCAGUUCAUGGAUCGUCUGAAGCUGCUCUUGAUGCCGCUAAAACACCAGCCUGACUUUAUCUACCUGCGCCAUGUCCCGCUGCGCAGGGUCCAUCUGUUCACCUUCCUGCAGGUGGUGUGCCUGGCCCUCCUCUGGAUCCUCAAGUCGACCGUGGCUGCUAUCAUAUUCCCUGUCAUGAUCCUGGCACUUGUAGCAGUCAGAAAAGCCAUGGACUACCUCUUCUCCCAGCAUGACUUAAGCUUUCUUGACGACGUCAUUCCAGAAAAGGACAAGAAAAAGAAGGAGGACGAGAAGAAGAAGAAGAAGAAGAAGGGCAGUAUGGACAGUGACAAUGAUGAUUCUGACUGCCCCUACUCAGAAAAAGUCCCAAGUAUUAAAAUACCAAUGGACAUCAUGGAGCAGGAACCUUUCCUAAGUGAUAGCAAACCUGCCGACAGAGAAAAAUCACCAACAUUCCUUGAACGCCAUACGUCGUGCUGAUACAAUUCCUUUCCUUCGGUCAUACACCAUGCCAAGCCCUCCACGAACUCCAGUAAAAGUUGUGCCUCAAAUUAGAAUAGAACUUGAGCCUGAAGACAAUGGUUAUUUCUGGAGGAGCAAGGGAACAGAAACUACUUUGUAAUUUGUCUGUCUGUUAAAUCUUCUAUGGAAUUUAUUUUGUCACUAGCCAAAUAUUAAAACGCUCUCUGCUCCCCACCUGCAUAGGUAAAUGAGACAUCCCGCGCUGCCCCGCCACCCUUGCCCCUGCAGAACUCCUCUGAUCCCUCCUCACCCGAUUUUCCCACGCUGACCAAGACUCGUUUUGCCUUCUCUGUCGCUUCGACACGCACGCAUCUCUCUCAUUUGCGAGCAGAGGGCAGAAGUAUUAAGGAUAUCGUAUCAUACCUGUGGGAGAUGUCAGAGGAGCUGGCAUUGCUUUAGUUGUGAAUCGGUGUUUGUCUGUUUGUCAUCUGGCAGAACAAAGCUGACCUCCAGGCUAAUUCGAUGUCUUGCUCACACUGCUUGAAGAUGCUGGAAAGUGCUGCUAAUGCUAACUCGCUCUUAAAGCCUGUACUUGUAGUUAACACAGGAAGGAAAAGGAAAAGGUACUUCACUCCCAGCACAGACAAACCAUUGCCAUCGUUGUAGCAUGUGUUUUGAAAUGUCCCUUUCCUAUGCAAUUUUUUUUAAAGAAACACUUUAAUGGACUUAAUCCGUCAGGUACAUUGAAGAGUGUUAUUUUCCUAGAUUAUUUUGUUUAAAUUAUGGGGGCCUAACCUACGACUUUUUUUUGUCAAUUUUUUUAACCUUUUUUUAAUUACUGUAAAGAAAAAUGAAUUUUUCCUGCAGCAGGAAACAUAUAGUUAUGAGUAGUUCUACCUCUUAUUUCUAGAUGCCAGGCUUUCUGUAAAAAAAUGUAUUGUACCGUAUAUAAUGUGAUUUUUACAAAAAAAGAAAACAAAAACAAAACCACAACACCACACCACAAUCUCCAGGACAUGGCAUAGGGCUGGAUCAGUUUGAUUAACACCUUCUACUCUGAAGCGUCUGUUCUACUUAGGGUUAUGUUAAUUUUUUUUUUUUUUUUAAUAAGUAAUCUAACUUUACUGUGAAGGAGACGGGAUGUAACUUAAAUCUCUUGUGAUCUAGGAAGAGUCUUAAAUGUAACGGUGGUAAGCGAAAUACUGACCGGCUACCGACGUCAGUGGACAGAUGCUGAUUGUAUUCAUGUUGUUGAUUUCCUACGCGGUAUCGUUCAAAUUAUUUCUUUUGGAACGUGGGUGUGUGCGCGGGUGUGUACGUGUAUACAUGAGAAGACCCCCGGGUGCACUUCAGGCACGAUGACGGCGCAGUGGAGGAGGAAGACAGCUGAAGAUGGCCUACUUGGGACGGUCAUCCCGACGCUGGUAUUCGCCAGGCUCACAGACAUCUGCAUCCUCUAGCAUCCCACAUCUGUUUACCAUCAUCUACAGAAUUCACCCUAAAUCUUGGCUGCUCGGCCCUAGACCCGUCCAUCCGUAGGCGGUGACGCGUCAGUACCACGCAGGCUAGGCAUGGGCAGGCCCAGGCUUUCGGUUUGAAACCAAGCAAGCAAGUAUCACCUUGGGAGAGAUGCUUUUCCCUCUGUAGCGCCUACGCGCGUCUACUUGUGUGUGCAUGUUAAAAUGCAUUUGGGAAAUGGGGGUUCACCGAGACGUUUCUUUGCU
Messenger RNA from Pygoscelis adeliae (Adelie penguin), 5039 nucleotides. RefSeq names its product solute carrier family 4 (sodium bicarbonate cotransporter), member 4 (gene SLC4A4). Gene Ontology annotation, biological process: monoatomic anion transport; transmembrane transport; regulation of intracellular pH. Bases 64 to 3333 code for a protein of 1089 amino acids. NCBI's taxonomy places the organism in Eukaryota, Metazoa, Chordata, Aves, Sphenisciformes, Spheniscidae. The record is from RefSeq and is a predicted model, not a curated record. Gene Ontology annotation, molecular function: monoatomic anion transmembrane transporter activity; solute:inorganic anion antiporter activity; sodium:bicarbonate symporter activity. Gene Ontology annotation, cellular component: basolateral plasma membrane; plasma membrane. The transcript is spliced from 26 exons.